Messenger RNA from Nematocida homosporus, 732 nucleotides. RefSeq lists its product as uncharacterized. NCBI's taxonomy places the organism in Eukaryota, Fungi, Microsporidia. The record is from RefSeq and is a predicted model, not a curated record. The transcript has a single exon. Gene Ontology annotation, biological process: vesicle-mediated transport. Bases 1 to 732 code for a protein of 243 amino acids. Gene Ontology annotation, cellular component: membrane.
AUGGACCGAACAAGAGAGUUCCUUCUUUUUGCCGAAGCAUCUGGCCGUCCUCAAAGACAAGUAGCUGCCCCAAGCCAUUCCUCGGCCGCCUUAAUUUCUGAGAUCAAAGAGCAACUUGCCCAUCUCGAGAAAUCAAUAGAUAAGGGCCAAAAUUCUGAUAAACACAUUAUUCAGAAGAUAGAAGAUUCUCUUCAGCAGCUCUACGCCCUAACCCAACCGGCCGGCAAUCAAGCAGCCGCAGGAACCGAAAGCGAAAUGCAGCAGAAGAUUACCUCGAACAUUCGCCGACAGUAUGCCAGCCUUUCCCUUACCCUAGCCAAUAUCCUGCGCAAGGAGCAAAAGAUCAGGACCGCUCUGGAUGAAGAAGAACAGCGAGCCCGAAGACCGCCUGCCCACAGUCACCACACAGGCCAGCAAAUCUACCAAGAAAAACAGCGCGAGAUUCUUCGGGAAGAGGCCAGCAGUCUUCGCAAGCGCGAACUAGAAAGCAUUGAAACGCAUAUCAAUGAGCUCGGCAAAGUAAUCACUGAAGUGUCCAUGCAUAUCUCUAUGCAAGGCGAGCAAUUAGAACGAAUAGACGAACUCUUUAGCAAGUCCAAAGUCGCCCUUAAGAAGGGUAGUUUUGAGCUUAAUCAUGCCCUCGCCGCUGUAUCUAAACGGCGAAGGAACAUCAUUAUCUUAUUUGUUCUUCUCUUUGGCCUGCUUUUCCUAAUCAGGUCAAUAACUCGCUAA